Messenger RNA from Scheffersomyces amazonensis, 1317 nucleotides. RefSeq lists its product as uncharacterized. NCBI's taxonomy places the organism in Eukaryota, Fungi, Ascomycota, Pichiomycetes, Serinales, Debaryomycetaceae. Gene Ontology annotation, biological process: maturation of SSU-rRNA. The record is from RefSeq and is a predicted model, not a curated record. The coding region runs from base 1 to 1317 and encodes 438 amino acids. The transcript has a single exon. Gene Ontology annotation, cellular component: cytoplasm.
AUGUCAUCACAUGACGAGUACUCUUCUGAUGAAGAAGAAUUAUUUGACGAAAACGAAAAUUCCGAAGUUUAUUUAGGAUUUGUGGAUGGACCAAUUAUUGAUGAUGAAGAAGAUCCUGAAGAUAAUGAACUUCCAACAAUUGAAGAUACAUUUAUAGGGGGAAAACCUGUAUGGCUUCAUCCAGAAUCUCGUCCAGAUGAGUCUGUAUUGACAUGUCCCAAUUGUAAUCAAAAGUUGGCAUUAUUACUUCAAGCUUUUGCUCCCAUUGAUGGAAAAUUAUAUGAUAGAGUCAUAUAUAUAUUUGCAUGUAAGAAUACUAGUCAAUGUUCAAGAAAAUCUAACACAGUAAAAGUAAUUCGAGGAAUUUCUCAAGAUCCAUCUCGAGUAUCAGAAAUCAAAAAGGAACAAGAUGAAGCUAUAAAGAAUGAGUUGAAUGAAAAAUUAAGACUAGAAGAUAAGAAAAAGUUUAACAUUGAAAUCACAAAAGAUUUAUUUAAUACUGAUAAGGAUAAGCAAUCAUCAAAUCCAUUUGGUAAUUCAUCUAAUCCAUUUGCAUCAUCAUCCACAUCCAAUCCAUUUUCUGCUGAUUCAAAUCCUUUUGCGAAGAAAGAAGAACCAAAGAAGGAAGUAGCCUCAAAGGAAUCAUAUGCCAAAAUAGCUUCUAAAAAUGCUCCUGCAAAGAAAGAAAAGAAGAAAUCAUUAGUAUCAGACAAUGACUUACCAUCAUAUAAAGGAAAUUUUGUUUAUGUAGACAUUGAAAAAUUUAAAAAGGAAACUUUAGAUCCAGAAUUAGAGAAAUAUAAGCAUUUAAUUGAAAAGGGAGAAGCUGAUUCAAAUGAUCCUGAAGAUAAUAUUGGAUCUAGUGGAAAAAGUAGAAGAGAGUCAUCUUCUGGUGCCAGUAUUGAAGCAUCUAGUGUACUUGAUGAUAAAUUCUUUGCCGCAUUUACAGAAAGAGUUAAACAUAACCCUAAUCAAGUAUUAAGAUAUAAUAUAGGUGGACGACCAUUAUUAUAUUCUGGAAAGGAUGAUAUUGCUAAAAGAUUUGUGGGCAAUACAUUUAAUGUUCCAAAUCCUGGAUAUAAUCCAUCUUCAAAUAGACAAUUUGAAUUACAACUUAUGCCAAAGGCAAUUAUGGAUCUUGAAGAAAUUGAAGAUAAUAAGGAUACUAAUAUUGCCAGUAUAUUAAAUGGUAUGUCAUGGGGGACAAUUAUUGUAUGUACUGAUGUAGAAGAUUAUGUUCCUAAAGAUAGUUUGGAUGAAAACCAUGUUGCAUAUAUAGAGGAAUGGUGUGGAGUUCAAUGGGAAGAUAGUGUAUAG